This is a messenger RNA of Drosophila persimilis, 2638 nucleotides long. RefSeq names its product vacuolar protein-sorting-associated protein 11 homolog (gene Vps11). Gene Ontology annotation, cellular component: HOPS complex; endosome. The record is from RefSeq and is a predicted model, not a curated record. Lineage: Eukaryota; Metazoa; Arthropoda; Insecta; Diptera; Drosophilidae. Gene Ontology annotation, molecular function: protein binding; protein-macromolecule adaptor activity. Bases 1 to 2553 code for a protein of 850 amino acids. Gene Ontology annotation, biological process: organelle fusion; endosome organization; vacuole organization. The transcript has a single exon.
AUGAAUACUACAGUUUUAGAAUGGAAAAAAGUCAACUUUUUUGAUAUUGUUGGAUUGCCUUUUGUAAAAUUCCCGAAUAUUGAGGAAAUUACGUGUCACUGUUUCAAUCUGACCAAAUCUGAUGCUGGUGAAAGUAAUAAUACUCUAGUGUUCUGUGACAAAAAUGGACAACUACAUGUUUACUUUCCUAACUGGGAGUGCAUAUCCUUUAAAAGUCAACAUUGCCAGCGCCACAUCAGGCAAUGUGCACUGACGUCUAAUAAUUUACUAGCAACUGUCACACAAGAUGCAACAUUUGUAGUGCACAUAGAUAUAUACGAUUUAAAAAAGUUGACUAAAAAACAAGGAGCUCCACUGAUUGCAUCCGCAACUAUUAAUACAACAAGUCCUACCACAUGCAUCAAUGCAGUCAUUGAGGAUAAAAUACUGAUAUUAGCCUUAGGCUUUGAGAAUGGGGACAUUCUGUUGCAUUAUGGAAAAAUUAACAGAUUUAUUUUGACAAAUAGUCGCCGCCACUCAAUAUCUGCACACGCAAUUAAUGGAAUACAUUUCGACAUCAGACGUCAAAGCACGGAUAAACAAACUACAUAUAUGUUUGUGACAUGUUUUGAUGGCGUGUUUUGCUUUACAAUCAAAGAAAAGGGCGCCAUUGAUCAAAAAUAUAUACUGGAUAAUAAUAAACAUGCUUACAAUCAUUGUUGUACGAUGCGCAAAGCAAGUAAUGCAGAAUUAGAUGAUUCUAUGUUAGUAGUAGGGCGAGAAGAUGCUAUAUACUGCUACACUCGUGACGGAAGGGGCCCUUGCUAUGCCAUUGAAGGGAAAAAAAAAUGUUUGGAUUGGGUAGGCCAUUAUCUUAUAGUUGUAGUCCAAAGUCCAAAAACUUUUUUUUCGGAUAAGACGAAGGUGACUCUAAUUGUAGUGGAUACUGAAAACAAAAUUAUUGUUUUUUCUAAACAACUUGAAGAUUUUCUUUUUACUAUCAGCGAAAACGAAGUAUGUUACAUUAUCACUAAUACUGAAGAUAGGGAUAGCUCUUGUACAAACAUAUUCAAAUUACAGCAGUACAAUACGAAUACAAAAAUUCGACUUCUAAUUGAACAAAGUAUGUACAAUAUUGCUUUGCAAUUGUUAUCAAGAGAAUCCCUUGUUUCUUCAUAUGAUACUGCUUGCGUGCGGUUUCAAUACGGAAAUCAUUUAGUACUUAAGGGCGACAUAAGUAGAGCAGUCAUAGAAUAUACUAAAACAAUUGGCUUUAUUAAACCCUAUGAUGUGAUUUCCAAACUACUGUUUUCCAGGUACACUGAAUAUCUAAAAGAAUAUGUAUAUGAACUUUUAAAAAGUAAUCAUUCUAAAAACAAGCACCUACAACUUUUUAAAUUACUUGAUCAGAACAAGUGUAAACCGAACAAUGAUUUCAAUCCUGGCAAUAAUGUUUUUUUCAAUACCACGGGUAAUGUUAAUCUGGAUACGCUUUUAAAUUCUGCAAAUGGAACUCAAUCCAAAAGUUUUGAAGGCAAUGAACUUUUACAUUUGCAUUUAGAAUAUGGACCAGAAUCACUAAUGAAAAACCCAGAAACUUAUUUAAAGAUUGUCAAAUCGGUAAUUAUUGGAAACACGACAAAAAACAUUCUUUGUUUUUUUUCCAUUUUGUCGGAAUAUAACGAGUUUUGUGCCAACUUAUUAUCAGAAAUAAUUGGGAGUUACCCCACAUGUGAUGAGCAAUUAUAUGAUUAUUUACUAAUUCUGUAUCUUGGACUUUGGCGUGAUAAAAAAAUAACCACCGGUUUUGUUUUAGAUUUUUUGAAUAAUGGUCGCCUACGUCUUGAAAAAGUUUUAAUUAUAUGUCGACUCUAUAUAUUUUUGAAUGGGAUUAAACAAUUUCAUAAAAAUCUGAAUAACGCAGAUAUAGUAACCGAUGGAGGAUCGGACAAAUGCGUACACAGUCUUAUUAAGAGUUAUCCAGAUCUUAAUCACGUCUUUGAACUGAGGACAAGCUCAUUAUUAAUGAUUUUAAAUAGUGGAUUCCGAAAUAAUUCGAUACAUGCAUUGCAACUUAAACCUUUUAUUAGGGAAAGGAUAGUCCAAAAUAUUUUGGACUCAAGAAAGGAAUUGCAAACUAUUGAAAAUUUAAAAAAAAAAAUUAAAAAAGCAGAUUUUACGCUUUCUCUUUAUAUAAAUAAUCCAAUAGAAUUUCGCAAUAGUACAUGUGAUAUCUGUCGCCAAUCGCUAAAUAUGCAAUCUGUCUAUUUCCUUUGUCAACAUUCUUUCCAUAAACAAUGUCUUAUCUACAAUAAGUUGAGACGUGGGGAAGAAGCCAUAUGUGUUGCUUGCAGUGGCGAAAUUAAUUACUCUCCCGACCAAAAUGUUUAUUUAGAGUCAACAGACACCAUUUCAGUGAUUUCAAAGGUAAUUUCUAUGGGGAUUGUAGAAAUAGCAACCGAUAGCGGAUUUUCCAGAAAUAUUACUCCAAUAAAAGAGCCCUAUGAAAUCAAAAGUACAACCUCGAGAAAUCCCUUUAGUUCAAAUGUUAAUAUUUCCGAAGGCAUAUCUUAGAAUCAUAUAUAUUUACCUAUACGAAUAUUCUAAUCAUUUUAUGUACCCUUAGAAAAAUAAAUAAAUGUAUUUUUUCAAUAUCUAA